UCGCCUUUUAUUCAAAGAUGAAUAUUUCAGAUGCCAGUUUGACUCAGAUCACUUGGAAUAAAAUUAUAAGCGACCAGUUGUAUGCCACGUUGGACACCUAUGUAUCUUUCUGGGCUCUGUUUUUCCUUUCCUGUUUCGGGGCCGCCACCAACACUUUAAACAUCAUCGUCUUCUUGGGUCAAGGGUUCAAGGACGGGGUCAACAUCUCCUUAAUGUCCAUCACCUUUUGGGAUCUUGUGAAAUGCACCAACGGCCUCAUUCAUAGAAUGUAUGGCCCCAUCAGUCUGUUCUCCACAGCGGUGGCGUCAUCGUGGAGAAACAUUACCUUCCCCUACGUGGAGUACACGCCCAUCUUCGCUAGCUAUGUGGCUUACGCCUUAGCAACUUACGUGUCGGUUGAGCGAUGUUUGUGUGUGUGUAAGCCGUUUAAGGUCAAGGCUAUCUUUACUCCAAAGUUCACGCUUGUGAUGGUGGUACUUAUUUCCUUGAUGGUUUUUGGUGCCUACGUUGUCAUCUAUUUCCUGUAUGAAAUCUACUAUGACUACAGCGCGUAUCUCAAUUCUACAAUAGCCUAUUACAAAUACAACAGGCUCUACUUUGAGUAUGGCCAUAUAAUCAUGCCUUACUACAAAUUUGUCGCCAUUGGGCUCCCAUCUUUAAGCUUCAUCACUCUUUGCGUGAGUUCUGCUACCACGGUGUAUCAUCUGAAAAAAUCCGCCAAAAUUUUUCAGCGCUACCAGCUUCAGAACAGGCGAGAUAAAAAUGCUUCGGGAAUUUCCCAAAGAGAGAAACAAGUCGCCAAGAUGUUGCUUGUCGUUAUCAUUGUCAACAUCGGGAAUUUAUUUCCCCGUAUAAUUUUCUACGUAGGUCAGUUGGUGGAGCCUGAAUUCUAUGUCCUGAAAAAGUAUCAUAAUUUUUUCCUAACAGUGGCAGAAUUUUUGUUUAUUUUGGAUUUCAUGAACGCAUCGGUUAAUUUUUUUAUUUUUCUAUCAAUGAGUACCAAUUUUAAAUACACAUUUAAACAAAUCAUGUCUAAACUUGUAAAAUUUGAAUAAUCUAUUAUUCGUAAUAAACCUUUCAGCGAUACCCUUACUUGAACCAGUAACAAUCAAAAUACGCUAGAUUAUAACCUGACUUAAUUCAAAAUUCCAAUCUUACAAAAGGCGGGGAUCGUGAUUUGAUAGUAGGCCUAUGAGUGGAAGAAAUUGAAAAAGUUUGAGGGUGUAUAGACAAUAGUUUAACUAUUGGAAAGAAUCAAAAUGACGGUACUAAUUUCGUGGAUCAAUUACCUACUGCUCCACCCAGAAAUUAAUGUAGAAAUAACGCUACUAAUAAUUGUUAUUAUCAGUGAAGAAAUGUGUUUUAUAAUUGUGCAUUACACAUAACAAUACUAUUAGAGAGCUAAUGAAUUCUACAAUAGCACACAAACACGUUGAUACCCCAGAAAUUUAGAUCAGA
Molecule: messenger RNA, 1458 nt
Organism: Biomphalaria glabrata
Lineage: Eukaryota; Metazoa; Mollusca; Gastropoda; Planorbidae
Exons: 1
Coding region: 18-1055 (345 amino acids)
Biological process (GO): G protein-coupled receptor signaling pathway
Cellular component (GO): membrane
Molecular function (GO): G protein-coupled receptor activity
Source: RefSeq, a predicted model, not a curated record